Molecule: messenger RNA, 1605 nt
Organism: Kluyveromyces lactis
Lineage: Eukaryota; Fungi; Ascomycota; Saccharomycetes; Saccharomycetales; Saccharomycetaceae
Gene: CCT3
Product: chaperonin-containing T-complex subunit CCT3
Exons: 1
Coding region: 1-1605 (534 amino acids)
Biological process (GO): protein folding
Cellular component (GO): chaperonin-containing T-complex
Molecular function (GO): ATP binding; ATP hydrolysis activity; ATP-dependent protein folding chaperone
Source: RefSeq, a predicted model, not a curated record
AUGCAGGCUCCAGUUGUGUUCAUGAACACAUCUCAAGAGAGAACUACAGGACGUGAGGCGCAAAUCGCUAAUAUUACGGCAGCCAAAGCUGUUGCUGAUGUUAUCCGUACAUGUCUUGGUCCUAAAGCCAUGUUGAAGAUGUUGCUUGAUCCUAUGGGAGGUUUAGUUUUGACCAACGAUGGACAUGCUAUAUUACGUGAAAUUGAUGUGGCACAUCCAGCUGCUAAAUCUAUGUUGGAGUUGUCCAGAACUCAAGACGAAGAAGUUGGUGAUGGUACUACCACUGUUAUCAUUCUUGCAGGUGAGAUUUUGGCUCAGUGUGCUCCGUACAUUAUCGAAAAAAAUAUUCAUCCUGUUGUUAUUAUCCAAGCUUUGAAACGUGCACUAUCAGAUGCUUUAGAAAUCAUUCAGCAAGUUAGCAAGCCAGUCGAUGUUGAGAACGAUGUUGCCAUGAAGAAAUUGAUCCAAGCUGCCAUUGGAACCAAAUAUGUUAACCACUGGUCUGAAAAGAUGUGUGAAUUGGCAUUGAAUGCGGUCAAGACCGUGAGAAUCGAUUUGGGUACUACUUCAGCAGGCGAAACUAAUUAUGAGAUUGAUAUCAAGAGAUACGUUCGUAUUGAAAAAAUUCCAGGUGGUGAUGUACUAGAUUCGAAGGUUUUGAAAGGUGUGAUGCUAAAUAAAGAUGUGGUGCAUCCAAAAAUGUCUCGUUUAAUAGAAAAUCCUCGCGUCUUGUUACUAGAUUGUCCAUUGGAAUACAAGAAAGGUGAAUCUCAAACUAAUAUUGAAAUUACAAACGAAGAUGACUGGAAUAGAAUCCUACAGAUCGAAGAAGAACAGGUCCGUUUAAUGUGUGAACAAAUCCUUACAGUAAAACCAAACGUUGUCAUAACUGAAAAGGGUGUGUCUGAUUUGGCACAGCAUUAUCUUUUGAAAGGUGGAUGUAGUGUUUUGAGAAGAGUGAAGAAAUCGGACAAUAACAGAAUUGCAAGGGUCACUGGUGCAACUAUUGUUAACCGUGUUGAGGACUUGAAAGAAAGUGAUGUCGGUAAUGACGCUGGUGUCUUUAGAGUUGAAUUAAUUGGUGAUGAAUAUUUCACUUUCCUAGAUGAUUGCAAAAAUCCAAAGGCGUGCACUAUUAUGCUUAGAGGAGCUUCCAAGGACAUCUUGAACGAAAUUGACAGAAACUUACAAGAUGCUAUGGCAGUUGCACGUAAUGUUAUGCUAUCUCCUUCAUUGUCGCCAGGUGGUGGUGCGACUGAAAUGGCCUUGUCUGUCAAGUUAACGGAAAAAGCUAAACAACUAGAGGGUAUUCAACAAUGGCCAUAUCAAGCUGUAGCAGAUGCUAUGGAAUGUAUUCCUCGUACUUUGAUUCAAAACGCCGGUGGAAAUCCGAUUAGAGUUUUGUCACAACUAAGAGCCAAACACGCCCAAGGGGACUUCACAUAUGGUGUGGAUGGUGACAAUGGUAAGAUAGUGGAUAUGGUAGAAUACGGCAUCUGGGAACCAGAAGUUAUCAAACAGCAAAGUAUUAAAACAGCUAUCGAGAGUGCAUGUCUAUUAUUGAGGGUAGACGAUAUUGUUAGUGGUGUGAGAAAACAAGAAUAA